UAAUCAGGACCUCCCAUCUAAAAUUAGGCUAAAAAUAUACCAUCUCCAGAUCACAACCUCUCAUCCCUCUCUUAAACCCCAUUAAAACAAAACACCGAAAACUAAAACAAACCCUUUUCUCAUAUUAACCUCAACUACCUUAACCAACCCAACACCCACCAUUUUAAGUUUUCAGUUUUAACCCAUCUCUUCUCUUUCAGACCCCCAACCAAAUACAAAACAAAACAAACCCAGAUUUCAUACACCCUCCAAAAACGCACCGCUUUAUACCCAUCUCCUUCUCCGAGAUUUCAUUUUUUUUUUUUCAUCUCCAUCGAACUUUCCCCUUCGAUUGUUCACAAACCCCAGUUCUCAAUGUGGCGGCCGUGGACUAAAACGCCGAGCAAAAUCCACGACACGUCAUCACAAUUCUCAUGCUCCUCCUUCAAAGACAUUCAAAACCUCUGCACAGAAGAUCCCGUCCCAACCGCCAACAUCCUCACCAAAAAACCCUCCAUUUUCCACCGUGUUCGCCUCGCCAACUCUAUCAUCCGCGCCUUGGCCCCUCGCCCACAACCCGACACCUCAUCCUUGGACGCUAACAAAAAUUUACCUCAACCUCAAGAUUUAGAACCCUUACAACCACCGAAAAUCUCAAUCCCCGGAGCAGAGAAGCGUAUUGUGGUUUACCUCACGAGCCUACGUGUCGUCCGUUCGACUUUCGAAGAUUGUAAGUCCGUCCGAUCCAUUCUCGGGGGGUUUCGUGUACAAGUCGAUGAACGAGAUCUGUCCAUGGACUCAAGUUUCGUAAACGAGUUACAGGCGAUUCUGGGCGUUAGUCAAGGUAAGUUGACUUUGCCGAGGGUGUUUAUCGGCGGUAGGUACAUUGGUGGGGCCGAGGAAACACGGCAACUUCACGAGACGGGUGAGCUUAAGAUGUUUGUUGAAGGGCUUCCCACAGCUGAUAUUGGAGCGUGUGACGUGUGCGGCGGUUACAGCUUCCUUCUGUGCAACGACUGUGACGGUAGCCACAAGAUGUACACGGAGAAAGCUGGCGGGUUCAAGUCUUGUACUGUUUGUAAUGAGAACGGACUCAUCAGGUGCCCAUCUUGUUCUUUUCCGCCAUUUUCAACCGUCUGAUUUUUAGGCUUGAGAUGAUAAAAAAACCAUAUAAAAAAUUAAAAAAAAAAAAAUUCGGGUUUUUUUUCUUUUAUUUUUUGGAUAAAUUAGUUUUUGUUAAUUGGGUUAAGUGGGGGCCCACAGAUGGUGAGACAUGACACGGGCACCGUUGGAUUUGUCUUUAAGAUUUGUAUUAGCCUCUACUGAGUCUUGUUAGUAUUAGUGUCUUUUUCAAUCUUGUACUGACAUGGAAGGUGGACUCUCUCUCUCUCUCUAUAUAUAUAAUCUUGAGUGUUUAGAGUAAUGUUUAUGACAUUAUGAACCUUAAUGUAUAUUAUAAAAGUAUUAGCUUUUUUCAUUCAACUUUGGGGUUCCAAUAAAGAGAUGGUGUAGGUUGUUUUAUUU
Pistacia vera is the source of this 1503-nucleotide messenger RNA. RefSeq lists its product as uncharacterized. The coding region runs from base 355 to 1119 and encodes 254 amino acids. The transcript has a single exon. NCBI's taxonomy places the organism in Eukaryota, Viridiplantae, Streptophyta, Magnoliopsida, Sapindales, Anacardiaceae. The record is from RefSeq and is a predicted model, not a curated record.